Messenger RNA from Neohortaea acidophila, 3603 nucleotides. RefSeq lists its product as uncharacterized. Gene Ontology annotation, molecular function: RNA cap binding. Lineage: Eukaryota; Fungi; Ascomycota; Dothideomycetes; Mycosphaerellales; Teratosphaeriaceae. Gene Ontology annotation, cellular component: cytoplasmic stress granule; cytosol. The coding region runs from base 1 to 3603 and encodes 1200 amino acids. Gene Ontology annotation, biological process: mRNA stabilization; positive regulation of translation. The record is from RefSeq and is a predicted model, not a curated record. The transcript has a single exon.
AUGGCCGCCACCAACGUCGGCCCCACCGGCGGCUUCUCCUACGCCCAGGCCGCCAAAGGUCGGACCGCUGCCGCCGCAUCGCAGCCGGUGUCGAGCAAGCUCGCAUCCGAACCCGCAGGCAAUGCUCUCCCUGACCUCAGUGCAAAGAGCGAUUGGGCGGAGGAGGUAGAAGGCAGCACGACCGUCAAGCCCGUUGAGGAGCAAAAGCACACACAAGCAAAAGAAGGUCCCGUGGACCGCACCAGGGCGGAAGACAAGGCGUCCAACGGCGCGUCUGGUAUCUCCUCGCCAGACCUCACCGCAUCAUCAAGCACUACCACAAAGGAAGAGGAGGUAAUGUCCCCGCCCAACGGAGCAUCCUCAGAGAGCACAUGGGAGAACAGAUCGCAGGUUUCGGAUCCUUCAUGGAUUGCAGAACGUAAGGAGCGUCAAAAUGGCUCGGGAACACGAGAGAGAUCCGUCAAAGGUGACACGGGCGAGAAAGCUGAGAAGGGAGAGAGGAAAGGGGAGGGCACACCUGCUCCACAGCCACCGAAGCCGGUCGCGUUGCACGAGGCACUCCCGCCAACAGUCAACCCCUGGCUAAAGCGAGCCGAGGAUGCAAAAGCGAAAGUUCCCUCCAUCCCCAAAGCAACGACCGCUGCAGUCACCGUUCCCACUCCAGCCCCAGCGCCCACCCCAGCGCCAGCGGCUAUGUCGACCGCUGCACCUCUCAGCAAAAAGGACACUGCGCACUCCCAAGCAGAUGUACCGCGUCAGACAAACUCUGUCGCCCAUGCUUCGUCACCACCAGCUGAAAGCACCAGCAUGCCAAGUGCUGCGAGCGUGCCCAAAGCUCUGCGAUCUAACCCUCCGGCGGGCAGCAAUCGAUGGGUAACUUCAAGCCCAGCAGCAGAUGGCGGCGCUUCAGAUGGCUCAGCGCCAUCUGGAGGUCGAGUUUCACGCCCUGAACGGAAAGCACCCUCAAACCUUACAGAUGCCCCGGCUCUUGUAACGGACGGCACAUCUUGGCCGACGCCCGAUAGUGUUGGCGACAAGGAGCGCAAGGAGGGCCAGAAGAAGGAUGCCGAGGAGAAGAUUGACGAUGCCACUCCUCUCAGCAAGACCAAGGCGAAGAAGCCGGAGUGGCAGCCUCUUCCUGUUACUCCCAACUUCAUCUACGACACCUGGAAGGAUGAGCCGAAGGGCAAGACUCGAGGAACGGCCAAUGGCGAGCGUGGCGGAAAGAGCAGCUCGGGAGGCAGAGCGAGAGGUGGCCAUCGAGGAGCAUCACACCACAGUGGUGGCGACCGAUCAGCUCCAGGAACGGAACCCUCUUCUGAAAAACAUGCCUCCGACCCCUCUGUUAAUCCUCGGGCGAAGCCCGACGUUGCUGGCCCGGCCCCGCCUAGACGACCUCGUGCGUCUAGCGCAAGCUCGUUCAAAGAACGCAAAUCCGACUUCCCGGCGAGUCGCAAUGCCAACGGUGAAGCGAAAGAGAGGACUCAUGCCACCGAUAAGAGGCCAUCAGACGGCGCCAAGGUCGGCACAAGUCCCGCAGAUGGCUUAUCUCGGAAUGUAAACGAGACUCAUGCUUCCAAUGAUACUCUGACCCCGCCAGACGGCCCUCGGACGGAUGCUCCAGACAGCGACGCAGUGCCUGCCCCGAUCCCGAGGCGCAACUCGUCAGAGAUACAACCGCAGCGAGCGGACGAUGCGAGUGCACGCCAAAUGGCAAUGCCUCCUCGCGCUCUUUCAGGGAGAGACGCCAAAGAUGCGCGUCCUUUGGAGUCUCCUCGCGACCCAGCAUGGGCCCCACCACGACCCAGUAAGCGCGGCGGCAGAGGCCGCGGAGGUGGUACUCUUCGCGAAAACGCCAAUGGACACACUGUGCACAAUGGAUAUCAGAGUGGCUACCCACCAGAGUUCGUGCCUCCGUUUGGUGUGCCAGCAUCGCCCUACCAGCUGUCGAGAGGGCAGCAAUUUGGCUAUCCUAUGGGACCAGGCCGAGGGGGCUGGAACCCUCGUGCGCACCCACGGUCGCAAUCGAUCCCAAUCGACGGCAAUUACUUCCAGCGACUUGGCUACCCGGCUCCCACCAUGCCACCACAUCUACAGCCUCUCAAUACUUACGUCCCUGGCAUGUACGAUCCAGGCCAGAUGCCUCUGACUGCAGUGCCCAUUGGUAACCAGAUGGAGAUUCAGUAUUUGGUUGAGAUGGUCACCACUCAGCUCGAAUACUACUUCUCCGUCGACAACUUGCUCAAAGACAUGUUCCUUCGCAAGCACAUGGACUCGAAGGGCUUUGUCCUCCUUGCCGUCAUCGCCAACUUCAAUCGCGUGAAGCAGCUCACGCCGGAUAGGGACAUCCUCAAGGUUGCCUGCAUGAAUUCCGAGAUCAUCGAGAUUGGUGUAGGCGAGGAUGGCAAAGAACGACUGCGGAGGGCCGAUGGCUGGCAACAGUUUCUACUGCCGCUGGAUCAGCGCGAAGAGGCUGCGCAGAACGAUGGGCCUGAGCAGUUGCGUUAUCUGGAUCGCCCGCAGUUGCAGAGUGGUAACACCACCGCGCAAUUUCGUGGGCCAGCUUCAGCAGGGGCGACUUCGCCUCAGCAGCAACGCGUCGACCGCAGAUCCUACGAUGCCGUCUACCCGAUGAUGAAUGGCUUUCAGCCGCAGUACGGGACGUAUGGCGGAAUCCCGGAAGUUGUAUACGCAGAUGUCAUGAACGGCGAGGAGGCGAGAGGCCGAGCAGCACGCUCACCAACGCGCGAGACCCCCGCUUCACCCGACCGACCGCCGAUCGAUGCGGUCGUGGACGACGUCAACAAUGAGCCCGACGCGUUCCCAAAUGAGCAGGUCGACAUUUUGACGGUUGUCGUGAAAGCCAGCCAGCAGCAAAAUCAGCAGAGCAACCAGCCACCCCGCCACCCUUAUCACAGUCUCUCAUCGAGAACGUUCUCCAACGGGUCGAUCGACUCGCGCAGUAUCCUCAGUGAGAUGGAGCAGCCCAACGAGGACUCCACUCUGGUGAACGGGAGUGGGAGUGAGAUGCACCUGCCUCCAGUCCCUCGCCGUUCGAGCCCGAACAAGUCUUCAUCCAAUGACCGUGCCCCGAGCGAGUCGAACUUCGACGUGUUCUGGGUCAAAGACUCCGACGUUCCCGUUGCCAAUCUUCCUUCCGACCUUAUAUCAGAGCCGUACAACCAGCUACGUCGCAAAGCCCUGGAUCAACGGGAUCACGCUGCCACCGGAGCCUGUCCGUACGAUAUGGACGUCCUCUACCAAUUCUGGUGCCACUUCCUCAUCCGCAACUUCAACAGCCGCAUGUACACCGAAUUCCGAACCUACGCGAAGGAGGACGUAUCGCGCUACUCGUACGCCGGCCAUCAGAACCUGGUCAAGUUCUACGCGCAGUCACUGUCGAGCCACAACCCGAUCCGUGAUCGCGUGAUCAAGGACUAUGUAGAACUGGUGCAGAACGAGCCACUUUCGGUGCAGAGCAUGGGGUUCAAGCAACUCCGCUCCGCGUGGCGUAACGGCGCGCUGAACCUGAAGAACCGGAAGAAAUUGGCGGACAUUGUGGAUGACAAGUUGAAAGAGCAACUCGACAAGCUUGACGCGUAA